Molecule: messenger RNA, 1051 nt
Organism: Linepithema humile (Argentine ant)
Lineage: Eukaryota; Metazoa; Arthropoda; Insecta; Hymenoptera; Formicidae
Gene: Taz
Product: tafazzin, phospholipid-lysophospholipid transacylase
Biological process (GO): inner mitochondrial membrane organization; cardiolipin acyl-chain remodeling
Cellular component (GO): mitochondrial membrane
Molecular function (GO): 1-acylglycerophosphocholine O-acyltransferase activity
Source: RefSeq, a predicted model, not a curated record
UUCGUAUCGUGCAACAUGGUACGGACUUAGCCACGAAGAUGGCUGAUGCGCGUUACGAAAGAGCGAAGGAUAUCACGCGGGGAAGCCGUUUCCCGAUCGCACAGAGAACGCCGUCGUGCCGCCAUUCGGUUGCCUUAGUCACGCACAGUGGUGGCCUAUCGGCACGAUGGUAUACGACAUCAAGUGGAUCAUACCAAAACUACGGAACUCGUCCCGGCUGUGGAGUAUCGCGAGCAGCAUAACCUUCGUGGCGGUGGGCAUUUUCUCGAAAAUCAUCAUAGAAUGGCUGAACAAGACGACGGUGUACAACAAGCACAUUAUCGUGCGCGCCUUAGAUCUCCGGCCGAAAAACGUUCCGCUCAUUACCGUGUCGAAUCAUCAUAGUUGCUUCGACGAUCCAGGCAUAUGGGCGACCCUGGACUUGCGGCACAGGAUUAACCGACGUAAGAUACGAUGGUCGCUCGCCGCGCAGGACAUUUGUUUCACGAAUGUCUGGCAUUCCUACUUUUUCAUGCUCGGCAAGUGCAUACCCAUCGUUAGAGGCGACGGCGUGUAUCAGGAAGCCAUGGAUUUCUGCGUCGAAAGGUUGGCCUGUGGCGACUGGGUGCAUGUCUUUCCCGAAGGAAAAGUCAAUAUGCUUAAGGAAAACAUGAGGUUGAAAUGGGGCGUGGGUAGAUUAAUACUAGAAUCGCCCGUCACGCCUAUCGUGAUUCCUAUCUGCCAUCUCGGUAUGGAUCAAGUACUUCCCAACGAGCCGCCUUAUAUCUUUAAAACGGGGAAGAAGGUUACUAUGAAUUACGGUGAACCCAUAGAUUUUAGUGGAUUACUGGCUGAAUUGCGGGCGUCGAACGCGAACGAGAUGGAGGCGCGAAAAGCGAUAACUGAUCGCAUAGAAGAAGAGCUUUCAAGAUUAAAGGCAACAACGGAAGAUCUUCACACUGUGUUAUGACGAAGAUAAUCUCUUUUUCCGUCAUCCCUUCGUCUAGCCUUAAUUUGCCAAAAAUGUAAAGAAAAUGAUUAAUACGUGACUAAAAGUGAGAUUUGUAUGUAA